Lobosporangium transversale is the source of this 2458-nucleotide messenger RNA. RefSeq names its product Sodium/hydrogen exchanger family-domain-containing protein. Gene Ontology annotation, molecular function: sodium:proton antiporter activity. The record is from RefSeq and is a predicted model, not a curated record. The transcript has 5 exons. Gene Ontology annotation, cellular component: late endosome; fungal-type vacuole membrane; early endosome. Lineage: Eukaryota; Fungi; Mortierellomycota; Mortierellomycetes; Mortierellales; Mortierellaceae. Bases 298 to 2370 code for a protein of 690 amino acids. Gene Ontology annotation, biological process: sodium ion transport; proton transmembrane transport; vacuolar acidification.
GUCGUUAUUAAAUAAAUUAUAUCAUUCUCUCUCUCACAUUCAUCCAUUCAUUCAUUCACAUUCAAUUCUUUGUUCUCUACCCAUUCCAUCCCAUUAUCUAUCUAUUUAUCUAUCUACCUAUCUAUUUUUCUUUAUUUCUUUUCCUUUUUCCUUUUUCCUUUUUUCACUUUUUUAUUUUGUAUUAUCAGCAUUCUCGACCUCACGAGACCUCCUCUUUCCCAUUGCCCUUAACGUUUUCAGCACCUUCUUUUUUUAUUGAAGCAAUCUACUUGACAGACUUGUAUAAUUUUAAACUCCAUGGGCGAAAUUGACUUUGCUGAGGGCAUUCCGCCACCAGCUGAUGUGGAGGAAUUGUAUUCGAGCUGGGCAUUACUAAUUCUCACAGUGUUGUUGAUCGGUGCCAUGUGGACUUCGUAUUACCUUCAGGUUCGCAAGAUCACUGCCAUCCAUGAGACUGUCAUCUCCAUCAUGACUGGGAUGGUUGUCGGGUUCAUCAUCCGGGUCUCGCCAGGACGCAUGGUUCAGGAUAUGGUCACAUUUAAACAUACCUACUUUUUCAACCUACUACUACCGCCAAUUAUUCUUAAUUCAGGAUAUGAGAUGAAGCAAGCUCGCUUCUUCCGAAACCUUGGUAGUAUUUUGACUUUUGCGUUUGUAGGCACAUUCAUAUCUGCACUCGUAGUUGGUGUACUCGUAUACUUGUUGUCAUUGACAGGACUUGAAUCGCUUCAGCUCAGUUUCCUGGACUCGAUGAUCUUUGGAUCUGUCUUAUCUGCCACGGAUCCAGUGACGAUCCUUGCUAUUUUUAACCAGCUCAAAGUAGAUCCAAAGUUAUACUCCGUCAUUUUUGGAGAAAGUAUUCUCAACGAUGCCGUUUCGAUUGUGAUGUUUGAGACGUUGAAAAAAUACAGAGGAGAGGAUUUUCAUCUGGGCAAUGUGCUCCACGGAGUAUCAACAUUCUUUUUUGUUUUCUCUAUUUCCCUGAUGAUUGGCGUUAUCAUUGGAUUGAUUGCAGCUCUGGCGUUGAAACGGACAAAUAUCCAUCUUUACCCAGGAUUGGAAUCAUGCCUAAUCGCCUUGAUGGCCUAUGCGUCCUAUUUCUUCUCCAACAGUGUUCACCUCUCCGGUAUUGUCUCAUUAUUGUUCUGUGGUAUCACACUAAAGCACUACGCCUACGAGAGUAUGUCUUCGAGAUCCAAGAGGACUACAAAGUCUCUGUUUCAGGUUUUGGCUCAACUCUCGGAGAACUUUAUCUUUAUUUACCUGGGACUAACUUUGUUCACUGAGAUGGAUCUGGACUACAGGCCGUUUUUCAUUUUCUUUACUUUUGUCUUUAUUUGUUUUUCAAGAUACUCGGCUGUUUUCCCACUUUCAUCAUUCAUUAACAUGAUCUCAGUAUAUGUUUUAAAGAGGUCGGAUACACUAUCGAGGCCACAUCAGGUCAUGCUCUUCUGGGCUGGACUACGCGGGGCCGUUGCGUUUGCGUUGGCAGCUAGUUUGGACGGAGUGAAUGAGGCAGCAGCACUGAAAACGACGAUCCUAGUGGUAGUGGUAUUGUCGGUGAUCGUCUUUGGAGGGACUACUGCCAGGAUGCUUGGUAUUUUGGGAGUCAAGAUUGGAUGUGUAGAUUCUGAAGGCGAAAGUGACGACAAUGAAUACGAAGAUUAUGAUCGCGAACGGGAAAUAUACCUCACAGAGGAUGUCUAUGGGCGUGGAUCAGAUAGCCAGGCGCUUUAUCUACAGUCUUCAUUUUCCAAUUCAGAGUUGUCUUUGCAGUCACGGCCUUCGGAUGAUGAUUAUGUUGGGUCAUCAGGAUCAAGUCCGUCCACAGGAUCCAACGGCCAUCAUCAAUAUCGCGACAAUACAAUCCUUCCGCUUCCAGUUGCUUCAGCCAAUCAUCCAGAUGAUACACAUUGGUUCCUGUCGUUUGAUGAGCGAUAUCUGAAGCCUAUGUUUUCACGCUCCAGGCAAUGGAACAGAAGUCGGCGUCGAUUCUCUGGUCCCACCAUUCAACAACAAAGAAACCGAGCGCGCUUUGCCCGUACGGUUGCCGGAAACGGUAUUACAUCUGGUAUGACCACUGCUACAAACAGUACAAUUGGAGGGCGACAUCCACGUUAUGCGUCAGCAAAUGGUGAGCAACGGACAGUAGGAAGUUACCUCACGAGUCAUGGGAGCAAUAGCAAUUUAGCGACAGCAUAUGGCAAUACUAGUCCAGGAAGUCGCAAAUCUUCAGGCGAGACUGGAUCUAUGACGUUUGGGGAUGAGUUGGGAAUGAGCCAUGUCCGACGUGAAUUAGACCGUCGUGCAGCAGCAGCAGCGCAAAUGGCGAUGAAUUCAUCUCAGAACUCGGGUAUUCAUGAUGUUUGAAGGCUUUCAGGUGAUUCUUUGUGUUCUCUCUUUCCUAUCUUUGUUCUUUUUUACAAUUCUAUGCUAGGGAUCUGUUGAUUUACUUGCU